AUGCAUGUGAAAGGACAUAAACUCGAAGUGUAUCCAGGUUCACCGGAGAAGACGAGGGACAGCCUCCUGCCUAAGCUUGCAGUCAAGCCAUGGAUUAAACCGUAUCCACCGGAUUUAAUUUUGCGCAACGCUCAAGUCGUCGACCCCGAGAGAUCGUCCCUCGUGCAGGGUCUACAGGACGUGCACAUCCGGGAAGGUCAUAUCGUGUCAAUUAUUUCCAGUCAACUGUACAAUGCAAUAUCAGGCAAUGAUCAUGAGCAAUUUCCUAGCAUCGUUGAUCUUGGGGGGAAAUAUCUAUGCCCAGGUCUCAUUGACUGUCAUGUCCAUGUCACAGCAGUGCCAGGAGUUAAAACAGUGACUGAGAUGGCGCGGUUGCCCGAAGAAGCGAUCAACUUAAGGUCAACAUAUGCACUUCGAGAAAUGUUAUUACGUGGUUUCACUACUGUCAGGGACACAGGCGGUGCGAGCAAGGUUCUAGCCGACGCUGUUUCUGAAGGAUUAAUCCUUGGACCAAGACUAAUUCAAUGCGGUAAAGCGCUCUCUCAGACUGGAGGGCACUCUGAUUUCGGGCCGGCGACUCGUAACACUGGCUGUUGUGGAGGGCAUGUUCAAUCAUUGGGUCGUACUUGUGAUGGUGUACCAGAAGUCCUGAAAGCUACCCGUGAGGAAUUGAAGGCAGGCGCUGAUUUUAUCAAGGUUAUGUGUGGAGGAGGCGUAGCGUCUCCAACCGACGCUAUCGAGACUAUACAGUUCACUGCGGAAGAGAUUCAAGCCAUCACCACGACCUGUAGGCACAUGGGUAGCAGACACACAACAGCGCAUGCAUAUACUGAUGCGUCUGUACUUCAUGCGAUCAAGAAUGGAGUGAAAGGUAUCGAGCAUGGAAAUCUGAUAAGCUCCGAGACGGCCAAACUGCAAGUGUUAUUUCCCGGUCUCCUGGCCAUGAUUAAUGUGAAAUACAGGAUGGCCGAGAAGGAUUUUCUUCCUCCUGACUCGAAGGCGAAGAAUGAACAAGUUAUGGAACAUGGUUUGGAGGCACUCAAAAUCGCGGAUGAAGCCGGUGUGACUGUUUGCUACGGUUCUGACCUCUUGACGUCCUUGCAAGCUCUGCAGACUGAGGAGUUCACAGUUCGGUCCUCCGUUCUAUCAUCACCGAAAAUUCUCAAGCACGCAACAACUAACGCCGCAUUGAUGCUCGAUGACGUGAAGAUUGGGCGCGUCGCUCCAGGUGCCUACGCUGACAUGAUAAUUUUGGACGCCAAUCCUCUCGAUGACAUAACUGUGCUGGAUUAUCCAGAAUAUCAUCUCUUUGCAGUCAUCAAGGAUGGCAGGGUAGUAACCAGCAGGAUCAACGAGUUGCAAGCCGAUGUACUGUAUUGA
Molecule: messenger RNA, 1380 nt
Organism: Sparassis crispa
Lineage: Eukaryota; Fungi; Basidiomycota; Agaricomycetes; Polyporales; Sparassidaceae
Exons: 12
Coding region: 1-1380 (459 amino acids)
Molecular function (GO): hydrolase activity, acting on carbon-nitrogen (but not peptide) bonds
Source: RefSeq, a predicted model, not a curated record